Osmerus eperlanus (European smelt) is the source of this 4013-nucleotide messenger RNA. It is a transcript of the gene pou2f2b, whose product is annotated as POU class 2 homeobox 2b. The transcript has 16 exons. Gene Ontology annotation, biological process: regulation of transcription by RNA polymerase II. Gene Ontology annotation, molecular function: RNA polymerase II cis-regulatory region sequence-specific DNA binding; DNA-binding transcription factor activity, RNA polymerase II-specific. Gene Ontology annotation, cellular component: nucleus. The record is from RefSeq and is a predicted model, not a curated record. Bases 1152 to 3371 code for a protein of 739 amino acids. NCBI's taxonomy places the organism in Eukaryota, Metazoa, Chordata, Actinopteri, Osmeriformes, Osmeridae.
GGUCGAAUGAGCUAUUGGGGUUCCCAAAUAACCGGGACAAACAUACAGACAAAAAGACACACAGACGGAUGGACGAAAAGAUAGGCAAGUGUUCCGAGAAAACGUGAAACGUAACGGAUUCUGCUUUCUUUUUUGGCGUUCUUACGGACCUUUAUUUAUUUAUUUGCUUUAUUUAUUUAUUUAUCGAUUGAUUGCGUUUUAAUUACUGCCUUGUGACAGCGAGCGAGGGAGGAGGAGCGUAUAGGCCAAGCGCGCACGUUGUGUAGCUUCUCCUAAUGUUUAUUUAUUUCAGUUGAUUAGCGUAAUGAAGCGAUUAUGUGUUUGAAACACAAUUUGCUGCUUUGUACGCUCGAAUGAAUGUGUGCGUAUAGCCUCGUGCAAGGGAGAGACUGCGUUUUGCUAGACACCAAAUAUAGAUAAACCAAAUAUUACGCAAAUCCAAAUACGACUAUUAUAUUUGCUUGCCUUUGACAGUUAUUUGUCUGCGCGACUACAUUUUGUGUUCUUGUAAUGAAACGAUAUUAACUGUCUUCUUUCAAAGAGAAUACCAAAGCUAUAGUGACGCUACAUGGGCUCUAGGAUACAGUGACUAUUUCCAUGCGUUUAUAUAGGGAAACAUCGUACAGUGAAAGGAGAUUAAGGAUACAAUCCUGUCAGAACAGUUCGAAGGUUUCUCAGACAAUACAGCCUUUGCAUUGCAGCUUUUUACUGUACACCUGCAUCCGAUAUCAGUCGAAAGAAUCCUUAACAACGGGCUUGUUAUACUAUGCCUUUAUUUUGGCCUAUGACAACUUUUUCUGGUAGCAUACAAUAAGCUAAGGUCAGGUUUCCUCUCUAUCCGUCUGUGUGUUGUCUGGAAUGUGGCAAAGCUAUUUCAUUAAUUGUUCCACACUGAGGGACACCGGUUAUAUGUUCUAUGCACAUUUACACCAAAAGUCAUGCCAACAAGAAGCAGACUUACACAAAUGUAAAUAGAACAAUAUCGGCACAACCUUAUUGUGUACACGUCAACCAAUAACGAAUGUUUUAAGUUCUCGAUACCAAAUAUAUUCCAAACGCUGUCUACCUGAACAACGAACGAAGAUACAGAAGAGGUCUUGUCUCAACAAUUCUGAAAGAUUAUUAACAAAACCAGAGGACGGAAGAAGAUCAUGUUUGUUCCCUUGCCGUGCCGUUCGUGUUUCAGAGAACUGCCCCUGACCUCAACGCCUGGCGUCUCAAGUCCCCGCUGGCCCCCACGUUCUAACUCCGAUAUAAGGAUGUCAAAGCCAGCAGAGGUGGAGAAACCAGGAGUCGACUCUCCAAUGGAGAGCACAGAUUCAGAACGAAACGGCCCCGACUCCAAUCAUCAGGUUCAGCCAAUGAAAAUCAACCCCUUUCCCCUUUCUCCCACCAUGAGUGGCAGCGAGAGUAAGAUGGAAGAUUGUGGUGAAAUGGCCCCGGUUCCUCUCCCCUCUCAUGGCCCCGCCCCCUCUCAUGGACCCGCCCCCUCACAGACAGCCCUCCAGCAACAUCCACAGCUCAUGCUGACUGGCUCCCAGAUAGCAGGGCUGACGGCUCUCUUGCCAGCACAGCAGCAGCUCCUCCUCCAGCAAGCUCAGGCUCAGCUAUUGGCUGCAGCCGUGCAGCAGUCCAGCGCCGCCCACGCUGCCCACGCCGCCCACGCCGCAGCCCAGGCCAAUCAGCAAGCUCAGGCAGCCGCAGCAGCCAAUCAGCAGGCCAAGCAGCAGCAGCAUCAUGCGGGACAGACAGGGCAGCAGAGCCAGUCCCAGGGACAGAGCACGCAGGAACAGACAGGCCAAAGUGUCUCUGUCCCACCCCCGCCACCUCAGCUCACCCUCUCCCAGCCAAUCCAGCUCACCGCCCAGGACAUCCAGCAGCUGCUGCAGCUACAGCAACUAGUGCUGGUCCCCGGCCACCCCCUCCAGUCCCCCGCCCAGUUCCUCCUCCCGCAGGCGCAGCAGGGGCAGCAAGGACUACUAUCUACACCAAAUCUUAUUCCACUACCUCAGCAGAACCAAGGGGGCCUCCUGUCGGCUCCGACCAGGCUGGGUCUCCAAGCACAGAGAGAUAAGGGCGUGGAGGUCGGCGGUGGCGGGGGAGUGACCACUGUCUCCUCGGUGACCUCUCACCCCGAGGAGCCUAGCGACCUGGAAGAGCUGGAGCAGUUCGCGCGCACCUUUAAACAGAGGCGCAUCAAGCUCGGCUUCACACAGGGGGAUGUGGGCCUGGCCAUGGGGAAGCUGUAUGGUAAUGACUUCAGCCAGACCACCAUCUCCCGCUUCGAGGCCCUCAACCUGAGCUUCAAGAACAUGUGCAAGCUGAAGCCCCUGCUGGAGAAGUGGCUGAACGAUGCAGAGAUCAUGUCCAUAGACAGCACCCUGCCCAGCCCCAGCUCCUUGUCUUCUUCCUCUAUGGGCUUCGAGGGGUUGCCAGGCCGACGCAGGAAAAAGAGAACCAGCAUUGAGACCAACGUACGCGUGGCCCUGGAGCGCGCCUUCAUCACGCAGAACCAGAAGCCUACCUCAGAGGAGAUCCUGAUGAUUGCCGAGCAGCUCAACAUGGAGAAGGAGGUGAUCCGUGUCUGGUUCUGCAACCGCCGGCAGAAAGAGAAGCGCAUCAACCCCAACAGCUCCACCCCUCCCCUGCCCAGCCAGGCCCCCAGCGCCCCCCAGACGCACAAGCCCCCCUGCUACAACCCCCACAUGUUGUCCAGUCAGCUGUCCCAGGCUGUGACCAGCCUCAGCACAACCGUGACCACCAUGUCCUCCACCUGCCCCCUGACCUCCAGCCUCAGCUCCGCCCACCCCUGUCUCAGCUCCUCCCCCGUGACCCCUCCCCCCCGCAGCACAGCCAGCCCAGCCACUCCCAGCCACAGCACACUGAACCUCAACACAGGCUUGUGGCGUAUGGGUAAGAAGAACGGAGAUGUUUCGAGCUACAUCAGCGAUUUUGCUGCAAACUUGAGGAACACUGUGAUGGGAGUUAACACAGGGAUGAACCAAGCUCUCCUCGGCAACAACCCACUGGCCACUAUACAAGCCCUAGCAGCCAGUGGUGGCCAGCUGCCUCUUUCCAGUCUUGAGGGGGGCAGCAAGGUGCUGAUGGGGGGCACUGGGGGACAAGGAGGCUGCCUUCCCUCCUCCAUCUUCCUCAACCACCCUGCCCUCCUACACAUGGGCCAGAAUCCCGGCGCUGGAUUGGUCAGCAGCGCCGUAGCCAAAGCCUCCCAGUCCUCCCCUUUCCCGUCCGCCAGCAGCGUCAGCCCCACCCCCUGCUCCCCCUCCCCCUGCUCAAGCCCCGCCUCCUCCUGCUCCUCCAGCGAAUUGGCACACAGCCCACCUUCUCUGGGAGGAGCCAAGAUCGAGUGACAACGCCAAGGGCCAAUCAGAGAGGAGGAGGAGGAGGAGGAGGGAGGAAGGAGGAAGGAGACGAGGGCCUUUCAACCAAAGUUAUCUCUUUCUCUCUCUCUCAAACCCUUCUUCCAGUUCUUAGUGUUUGCGUUCACUCUCUCUCUCUCUCCCGGUCUUUCGAUGCCAAAAAUACACAGAAUGAAAGAGAGGAGAGAGGGAGGGAAAGAAGCGAAAGAGGGAGAAGGGGGGAGAAGGGGGAAGAUUGAAACCAAAAAUCUUUAUCUAUCCAAACUGAUGGAGAGGAGGCAGCGUGGGAGCGAUGUCGGUACUGCAGCUCCCCCUCUCUGGAAAAAGAAACCAAUGACUAAGAAACCGGAAGGGGCAGAGAGGGCGGAGUUGUGUGUCGACUCGUCAAAACCAAAAAUGACAAAAACCAAACUUUGACUCUAUCUUUAGGGAAUGGCGGCAAGAAACAGAAAAGGAGGACUGAUUUUUUGGGGAGCGCUUCGGGUGAAGUGAGAGGAGGAUUUGAAACCAAAAAUGUACCUGAGGAAGAGGAAAAAUGAACACACAAUGACAAAUAAAAAGAAUUACAACCGUACCAAAAUCCCAAAUACCAAAAACCAAAAACGGAGAGAAAAGCUUUAUCCAAAGGAUGUG